Aspergillus sclerotioniger CBS 115572 is the source of this 1348-nucleotide messenger RNA. It is a transcript of the gene pfa4, whose product is annotated as putative palmitoyltransferase with autoacylation activity Pfa4. The record is from RefSeq and is a predicted model, not a curated record. Lineage: Eukaryota; Fungi; Ascomycota; Eurotiomycetes; Eurotiales; Aspergillaceae. The transcript has 5 exons. The coding region runs from base 34 to 1284 and encodes 416 amino acids. Gene Ontology annotation, molecular function: protein-cysteine S-palmitoyltransferase activity. Gene Ontology annotation, cellular component: Golgi apparatus; endoplasmic reticulum membrane; endoplasmic reticulum. Gene Ontology annotation, biological process: protein targeting to membrane; peptidyl-L-cysteine S-palmitoylation.
CUGACGUGGCUGCGCGGAUAUGACUCGAACAGCAUGGCCGGCUCUUCGUUUCGGAUCUCGCAGCUGGCAAUUCCGUUCGUCUCCAUCCUAAUCAGCUUUCUCGCAUACAGCUCGCAAUACUUCUUCCUGUACUUCGAGCCAGCUCCGCUGCGGAGCACCGAGCUCUGGCGCCUGAAUAUCGCUGCCUUGUGCAUCUGGAUAUGCUAUUAUCGAACCUGCACUGUAGAUCCCGGUCGCAUUCCCAAAGACUGGAAGCCGUUAGACAGUAAGCAACUGGAAUCCGACCGUGCUAGUGGUCGGUCCCGAUGGUGCCGGAAAUGCGAGGCAUCCAAGCCGCCAAGAGCCCACCACUGCCGGACUUGUCAAAGAUGUAUACCCAAGAUGGACCAUCACUGUCCAUGGACAAACAAUUGUGUCUCCCACUUUACCUUCCCUCACUUCAUCCGGUUCUUGUUCUACGCCGUAACGGGAAUGUCUUAUCUGGAGACUCUUCUGUAUGAGAGAGCAUCGAUCCUCUGGGCCUCCCGGCACCGUCCAAGUUACCUGGGUCCGAGUGCGCUGCAAAUGGCUCACCUGUUUGUUCUGCUCGUGGUUAACAGCUUCACGGUCUUCUUUCUGUUAAUCCUUCUCGGCCGGACCAUCUGGUCGCUGAGUAUCAAUACAACAACCAUCGAAGAUUGGGAGAUCGAAAGACAUCAAACUUUGGUCCGUCGAUCUCGACACUAUGGGGGAUACUUGACCGGACCGGGGGGUGUCAAAAUUCGAAUCAAGAAGCAAGAAUUCCCAUACGAUAUUGGAAUCUGGUCUAAUAUUAAGGCGGGAAUGGGCGGAAGUGCGAAUAUUCUCGGCUGGUUUUGGCCGUUGGCUAGAACACCUAACCGUCAGACGGGAUUGGAGUUUGAAGUGAAUGGGUUCGAAGAUCCCGACGUUACCUGGCCACCGCCCGACCCGGAUAGGAUCCCGGUUACUCGCGUAAAUGAGACCGAGUCCUUUGCAACGAACGCAUGGCUGAGUGACCGCAAUCCUGGCCUUUCGAAUGCUGAUCAGAAAAUCCGGCGUCGGAAGCGUUUCCACGACAGGGUCAAGGAAGGUGCCGAUCAAAGUGGCACUUCACGGGAGUCAUCAUCAAAUUAUGACACCGAGUCGGACGAUGGCGAGGAGGGCUGGCGGAACUCUGAAGGCGAACGGCUACGCGAUUUCGGAGUGGAAGAGGACGUCGAGUUCUACGACGAGGAGGACAUUCCGCUCGCCCUUCUGAUGCAGCAGAGAGCACGAAAACAGUGACUGUCAUCACACAGAUAACAAAAAGCAGGUUAUGAACACAGACACAUAACAAGAUUCAUACUCU